Molecule: messenger RNA, 2839 nt
Organism: Poecile atricapillus (Black-capped chickadee)
Lineage: Eukaryota; Metazoa; Chordata; Aves; Passeriformes; Paridae
Product: transmembrane protein 263
Exons: 4
Coding region: 218-568 (116 amino acids)
Source: RefSeq, a predicted model, not a curated record
CCGCCGAGGGGCCGCGCCGGGCGCUGGGGCGGGGUCUGCGGGCGCCGGCAGGGCGGGCGGCGGCGGGCGCCACGUCGGCAGCGGGGACGGCCGGAGGAGUAAAGUCUGAGCGCAGCCCGGGCGGGCCGAGCGAGCCGUGAGGUGUAUGCAGAAUACUUUUGUGGAAACAACUAACUAGAAAUAUUCACAACAUAUUCAAGAAAUAUAUUUGGCAAUAAUGAACCAAAUGGACAAAAAUCAACAGGAAGUCCCAUCAUACCUUCAUGAUGAACCACCAGAAGGGUCACUCAAAGGCCACCCGCAGCAGCAGGCUGGCAUGCUUUCUCGUGUGACUGGUGGCCUCUUCAGUGUCACAAAGGGAGCUGUCGGUGCCACGAUUGGGGGCGUUGCUUGGAUUGGAGGGAAGAGCUUGGAAAUUACCAAAACAGCAGUCACAUCUGUGCCUUCCAUGGGAGUGGGUCUAGUGAAAGGAAGUGUUUCUGCUGUAGCUGGAGGCGUUACAGCUGUAGGAUCUGCUGUUGCAAGUAAAGUGCCUUUAACAGGAAAGAAAAAGGACAAGUCCGACUAAAACCAAAACUGAGACAUACUCAAUUCUCCAGAAUAUUGCAUCAGUGGCAUUAAAAUCUGCGAAGAUUGGGACCAUGAGAAGCCAUGUGUCUUAGACACUUUAUCUUCUAACGAGUUGUGCAAGUAACUCGAUUUCAUCUGAAAAGGACAGAAGAAGCUUGGCUAGCACAGCGUAUGAGGAUUUAUUAGAGCCUAGAUUGAAGCUUUGUAUCUGGUGAAAUGUUACACUUGAUAACUAUAGAAGUGAGUGUAUCUGAAGGAAUAAUACGUAUUUGAAUAGUUAUUUACUUCUGCAGUUUUGGACUAAAAUGUGAAUGUAGAAACUCGGUAGUCUCUGUGAUGCCAUCGAUACAAUGAGAUGCCAAUUACUGUUCUCAGUGGUUUCCACAUCCUCCUGCUAAGGAUCCUUCAGCUGUGUAAAAGCACUGUUGGACAUACCCAGUCUUGGUUAUGUACAGGCAGCCUGUAAACUAUCCCUGACUGCAUUCUGCCAGUGAAGACUGGAGCAGAGACUGGAGGUGUGCAGGAAUUGGAAAUAAGAAUGGGAGAUAGAAGUGUAAAAGUUUAACAACAUGGUAGAAAGUCUCAGAAAGAGUGAACUAUCUUAACGCCUUACUGGAAUAAAAUACCUUUUUACUAGGUGAAGCUGUGUAAAGAACUGUCCUGUCGUUUCAGUACAGUUUACAGAAUGAGCCUUAGGCUCUUUAUAAAUCCUUAUAUCUGAAACUUUGUCAGUUUUUACUGAAAAUGUGAUUGCUUCAUCUCAGGUGUAUUUAAUAAUAUGCAUCUAUCUCCUACAAGUGAGACCUUGCUUCUAAUGAACUUCUUAUAGACGCUAGAAAAAAUGACAGCCUGUGGAAACUGGGCUGAUGUUUGUGGUCAUCUAGCACAGCUGUCUAACUGGCUAGGAAUUCUUGUGUAGCUGGAAACCACUGAAGAACUAGCAAAGCUGUUCUCUCAACUCCGUGACACACCAGGUUAGCUUUUUGCUCUGUUUAGGCAAAUGCAAGGAAAUUUUCACUACGUUUCUUGUACUUUCCACUUUGAUUUUUGAGUAAAAUGCAAUACUCGUAUUUAAAACAAACCAAAAACUGUAGAUGAGGCCUUAAAAAAAUGAAACACGAUUCAAGUAAUUUGUAUACUGACAGAUUCCAAAUGUUGACACCUCAAACGGGAAUACCUGUACAUCCUCUGCAGCAUGUGAGGCAAAAUGCACUUGUAAUGGCACAACGCGAGGUUGCCUUAAAAUAGAAACCAUUUGUGAUCUUUUAUUUGUGUACUGUUUUUGCAGGUAUGUCACCUCUUUAGAAGCCCAUGGAAGGCGUCUGUUCAUGUUGUGUAUGCAGUAUUUUCUAAAAACUUGUGUUUCUAUGGAGAACUUGUACGCUUACUUUUUUCAGUGGCUGUGGUUGUACUAGAAGGUUAUAUGAGGGGGACUUCUUAAAAAUGAAAAAAACCUGAAACAUAUCACUUGUCAAACUUAAUCCUCUGUUCAUGGGUGUUGAAAGUACACCAUGUCUCAAUUAUGGUACUGUAGUCACCCAAUCUCCUGAGCCAUUGGUACUUCAACAGCAAAAACCCAGGAAAUGGUGUCUGCUCCUUCUGUUAGGUGCACCGGCUGCUUGGUUCUGAUCUGCUGCAAGGGUGUAAUGAGGUAAGUUGAUGCAAUAAAUAGAAGACUUUUAACUAUUUUUUUUAUAGUCAAAAGCAAAUUGCAUAGAAUAUAGUAUUGUUAGAGGUACCAGUUAGCUCUAGAUGUGAGCUAGCCUGCAUAUCAGAGGCAAUUUUGCUGCAGCAUAUAAUAUAGUAUGGUCUGCUCCCAUGCAAUUUCCAAUAUAGCAAUAUUCCCCAAGUGCUGCCACUGAACUCUUUUAAAAAGAGUCACCUGUUUGGAGCACAGUGAUAAUUUGUGACAGUCAGCCAAACUAUUCCUAUUAGUUUUUCUGUAAAUGCUGAACUGGUCAUAGUCAUGUUUUUUACUAAAUUAUUUUAUUUUAAACUUUGAAACUUGGAGCAAAACAAGUGUGGUCUGAGAUUAGCAAUGUUAGGUAUGUAAAGAGUUGCCAACACUUCAUUAUGUUUUGUUCUUAACAUAUCCUGUAGCUGUUGAGUCUUGUAACUGAACAUGGCAUAUGGUUUUAGUUUUCAAAGAGCUUAGCUUUGUCCUAUAUCCUGUGUAUUUUCCAUUCACUUAUGAAACUUGCUUCAUCUUAAAAACUUGCUCCAGUUCUGUCCUGCCACCUGUGAAACAUUAAAUUGUUGCUGUUUCAGA